This is a messenger RNA of Fomitiporia mediterranea MF3/22, 519 nucleotides long. RefSeq lists its product as uncharacterized. NCBI's taxonomy places the organism in Eukaryota, Fungi, Basidiomycota, Agaricomycetes, Hymenochaetales, Hymenochaetaceae. The coding region runs from base 1 to 519 and encodes 172 amino acids. The record is from RefSeq and is a predicted model, not a curated record. The transcript has 2 exons.
AUGCCCAAGCUCUUCGGGUUGAAAGUACGAGACAUAAUCUCAACUCCCGGACACCUAAAACUCGACUCCCGCGUCGACUCUGUGAAACGUGCAUCACCCUACCGAAACUCUACCUCCGCAUCGAAGGACGCGAACAUUAAUAACAAUAAUAGAAGGAGGUCGAAACACACGAGCUUGGGGAGUCUCAACCUACUCAAGAAGCUUACUGGACGGAGGAAGUCUACAACGAGCGCUCGUCAUGCAGGCAUUAAUAGUGGCGAAGAACGCAGACAGUUAAUUGAUCAACGCAUUUCGGACCUUUCUGCCUUACUUGACGCUGCGGCUGCCGCAAAUACGAGCGAUAGAGAUAGACGCUCAAGCUGGGAUUCACACGAGAAACGUACGUCAGAGGGACAUGACGAGACGGAUAGUGCGAAUCGUUCUAGUAGCUUUCGACGUCCGGCUUUGAGGCACGAUCUUUUUGAGCCACCAGCGACAGCGAAGGAUAACACUGAACAAGUUAACGAAGUUAACAAAUGA